Messenger RNA from Plasmodium relictum, 5433 nucleotides. RefSeq names its product conserved Plasmodium protein, unknown function. NCBI's taxonomy places the organism in Eukaryota, Apicomplexa, Aconoidasida, Haemosporida, Plasmodiidae. The coding region runs from base 1 to 5433 and encodes 1810 amino acids. The record is from RefSeq and is a predicted model, not a curated record. The transcript has a single exon.
AUGCAAAAUUUUGUCGACUUGGAUCACAUAAGAACUAGUAAUGUAACUUCGGAAAAUCACCAUAAAAUAUUGAAAAAUGUUGAAGAAGUUAGUGAAAAUAAUAAUAAUAAUAAUAAAAAUGAUCAAAAUUGUUUAAUAAGUGAAAAUAUGCAUAAUAAUAUAUCUUAUGUAUGUAAUAAUAAUAUUGAUGACAAACAUACACUAAAGCAUUUAAAAACAAAGGAUAUUACUGAUCAGAAUUUUCUUAUUCAUUCAGAUAAUUACUUAAGAAAUAAUGAACAUUCUAAGGAAAUUUUUAAAAAUGAUGAAUCAAACACAAAAAAUUUAGAAGAAGCUGUUAAUAGAAGAAGAAAAAUUAGAGAAAUGAUAUCAGCAUAUAAUUCGUUAAAUUUAUCUAGUUGUAAUUUAGAUAACAUAGAUAUUCAAAAAAAAAUAUCAUUACAUCAUUUUGAUUACAAUAAUGAUGAAGAUGAUAAAUGCGAAAGUUUUGUUAAAAAAAAUAUACCAGAAGAAAACUAUACGGAUAAGUUUCAUAAAAACCAAAAUAAGAAGGAAAAUAAUUAUAAUUAUGAUUCAAGUAUCACAUAUAAAAAUAAUGAUAUAUCAUCAUGUAAUAAUUAUUCCUAUUACUGUAAUAACGAUAAUAUAAAAUCUAGGAUAAAUGAAAAUAUACUAGAUAAGUCAUUUAUUAAUGAUGAUGAUGAAAUGGAUGAUUAUAAGACAUUUUUAACACUUGAUAGUAAUCAAACCAUCUUUAAGAAAAAACCUCUUAAGCUUCCGGAUAUUUCAUUUCUUAAUAAUAGCAGUAGGAAUUAUAAUACUAUGCAUAAUGAUGAUAAUGAUAAUGAUAUUCUAAGGAAAAAAAUAAUUUAUGAAAAAUUAGAUUUAUCAUCAUUCUGUUAUGAUGAUAAUAAAAACAUAAAUUUUCUUUCUCAAUGCAAUGGUGAAAAUUCUACAUUACAAAAGAGAACAGGUAUAAAUGAAUUUAAUAAAGUUUGUGUAGAUAACAAUAUUAGUUUUUAUGAAUUAAAAAAGGAAAGUAAAAACAACAUAGUUAAGAAUUACAUAAAAAUCAAUAAAGUAGAAAAUUCAAAUAUAGAACAGCUAAUUAAUAAUAAUUUAAGUCAUUCUAAUAAUUAUGUAGAUAAAAAAAUUAAAAGUUAUGAACAAAAACAUUUGAAAGAAAAUAGUUAUGCAAAUAGAUUAUCAUCCAAGAAUGAUUUAGAUAAUGCCUAUUUUAAAUAUUACAAUUUACAUAGUAGUAGAAAACCAAACGAUAAGAAUAAUAAUUUACAUAGUAGUACAGUAAAAACCAAGAAGGAACAAAAUAUAAAUUUCAUAAAUAAAAUUAGUAAUGCAAGUAUUGUUUAUUCAUCUGAACUUAAAUAUAGUAAUUUACCUGAAAAUAUAAGUAAAAAAAAUUACAAAAAUUACAAUAAUAGUAAGUAUGAAAAUAUAGAUAAUGAACAUCUAAAUGAUAAAGUAAAAUUUUCUCUUGAAGAAAAAACGUAUUUGAAUUCUUCAUAUAUUAAAAAUAUAGAAAAAUUUAAAGAAUUAUUAAUUAAUGCAACAAAGGAUAAUUUAAAUGAGUAUGUAAAAUGCUUACAAAAUAUUAAUAAUAAGAAGUUAAGAAAUUAUAAGCAUUAUGUUAAACAAGUAAAUAAUUAUAGCAUAAGUCAAUAUUUAAAUACUACUUUUAGGGCAUCUGUUCCUCAAAAAAAUAUUAGAGAAUUAAUGUUAAAUAACUCAGAUACAUUUUCUUCUAUACAAAAAUGCUUAAAUGAAAGUGAUGAUUUAAGCACAACAACACAUAGUGACAAUAGUAGCAUUAGUAAUUUUACAUAUAAAAGUUUAAUAAAUAGUAAUAAUAACAAUAAUAAUCUUAGUUUGAAAAUUUAUAAAAGAAAAAAAAAAUAUCAUUUAAGGAACACUAGUACAUUAUCAACCACUUCUACUAAUGAAAUUAAUUCUUGUUCUGAAAAAAUAAAAAAUGAAAUAAGCUUUAGUUUAGCUAAUAAAAAUAGACAAAAAAAGUAUGAUAAAAGUAGUUAUAGUUUUAGUAAUGUUAAUCCAAAAUUAGAAAAUGUUAUUAAUAAAAAUAAUUUUCCUAAUAUUAAAGAAAAUGAUUUUUAUAAUUUAAAAAGAUUAGAUAAUUUAAAUGUAAAAAACGUAAAAAAAGAGCAGAAUUUAGAUAUAAAUGAUAGUUUAAAAAGUAAUUAUAUUAAGCGAAUUUUAAAAAAAAAAAAUUUGUAUGAACCUUUAGAAAAUUAUAUUGUUGAAAAAAAAAUUUGUAAUUCUGAUUAUGCAAACAAUUAUAAAAAUUAUGAUAAAGAUAAUUUUAAAGAAAAUGAGUAUAUAUGUUCUUUAAAAAAAAAAAAAAAAAAAAAAAGAAAUAUAAACAACAAUAUUAAUUAUAUACAUAGUUCCAAAAAUAAAAAUAAAAAUAAAAAUUAUUUUCCUUUUAAUACAGAUUCUGAAGAUUAUAAUAAGAAGUUAAAUAGUUCAUCUGUUUCUUUGUUACGAAGUAAUUCAUGUGAAAAUAAUUACAAAAAAUUAUUAUCUAAUGACGAAUUAAAUAAAUCAAAUAAUCAAACAAAUAAUACUACAAAUAAUAAAAAUAUCUUAUAUAUUAAAGAUGGUGAUAAUAAUAUCAAAUAUGAAGACAACAACUACCAUGAGGUAGACAAAUUCCCAAGACAAUCAUUAUUUAAUUGUACAAAUAAUUUUCUAAGCAAAAAUGUAUUAUCUAAUAUAAACCAAGAUAAUGUAAAUGAGGAAAAUAUGUAUGAAUUAGGACAAAUUAGAAAAAAUGAAGAUACUAAUGGAAAUAAUAGUUGUGAAAGCAAUAGAAGUAAUAUGAACAAUGAAGAUUUUAGUUAUAUAAAUUUUUUAAAGAAUAGGAAUUUUAUUAAUAUUCAUGAUAAUGCUUCAAAAAAUGGAAAAAUGGAAAAUAAUAAUGUAAUAUAUCUACAAAAUGAUACAUGUGAAAGUAAUAUUAAUAAUGAUCUUUUGAAUAAAAAAAAAAGUUUAUGUUUAAGUAAAAAAAAUUCAGAAGAUUUUCCGAUGUAUGAUAAAAAAUUAAUAAAAAUUGAUUCUUUAACUAAAGAACGUAAUAAAAUUUCUUACAAAGAUUCUAGCUUAAUUAGAAAUAACAAUUUAUUUUAUUUUAAUAAUGUAGAUGAUAAAAAUGAAAUAAAUAGUAUAGAAAAAAAAAAUGAAAAUAUUUUAUUGAAUAAUAUAAAAAGAGAAAAUUUCGAUAAUUCUAUAUUUAUAAAUAAAAAAGAGAAAGAUAGUGUAAGCAUUGAUGUUUUAAAUUUUAAUUUUCAAAGUAGUCCAAAUAAUAAUGUAAAUUUGAAUAAAAAUAAUUUUGAAAUUCCAAAUAAUAUUCAAGAAUACAACUGCCAAUAUCCUGAACACGCAAAUAAAAGUGAAGGAAGAGAUAUUGGAGAAAUUAUUAGAAAUAAUAAAACGAGAAUAGAAAAUUUAUAUGAUAAUGAACCAAGUCAAAGCGAUUACUAUUUAAGUGAAAAUACAAGUGAAUGCAAAUAUAAUAUAAACGAAAAUAUAGAAGAUAACAAAAACUCUCGCCCUUUUUUAAAUAAAUAUGAUUAUUUUUAUAAAUCCUUAAAAGAAAACUCUUAUUCCUUUAAUUCAUAUAAGGAAGAUAUUGAAAAUAAAAGUGUUAUCGGAUGUUCACUUGAUAGUUUUAAUGAGGAAUUUGAUAAUCCAAUUUCGGCACCUACACCAGCUGCAUCCAGUUUUUCUAAUAUAAGUUUAAACUCAUCUUAUAAUAAAAAUUUUAACAAAUUGAACGUAUUUAACUUGAAAAAUAACCAAAAUAAUAAUGUAUGUGAAAUACAUAAUCAUUUGAAUGAUCAAAAAUAUUAUAUGAACAUUGAUGAAUUAAAAAAAGGUAACUUUUAUAAUAAUAAUAAUAGUAAAAGUAAUUAUGAUAAAAGUAGUACUGGUAAUAAAAAUUUCAAUAAUAGUAAGGAAAAAAACAUAAAUUUAAAUUUAGUAAGCGAUAAAAAUAAGCAUAAUAUUUAUGAAAAUCAUAGGCAUACAAUAAAUACUAAUAAAGGAGAAAAUUCUUAUUCUGUUAAUCAUUUUCUUAAUAAAAAAUAUGAAAUGUCAAAUGCUUCUACUAAUUUUUUAAAAAAUAACAUAAAUAAUACAGAAAAUAAUUUUGAUUUUAUAAAUAAUAAAAAAUAUAAUGACAAUUCACAAAUAUUGAUAGAUAAAAAAUAUACUAAUUUCACUAACGUUUUUAAAGACAAUAUAAACAAAAAAAAUAUUUCUGAUACAUUUAGUGAAAGUACUGUAAAUAAUAGAAAAAGUUUAAAUAGUAUUAUAACCAAUAAUAUAAACAAUUUGGAUAAAAAUUUGAUUCAUAACAAUGAAAAUAUUAUUAUUCAAAAACCGUUAUAUAAAGAGAUAUACAACAAUUAUACUUUUAGUAAAAAAAAUAAUUCACCUGAAACGUUAACAAAUAAUUUAAUAAAUUUAACAGAACCCAAUUGGAAUUACAAGAAAACAAAUAAAAAUAGUGUCAAUAAAAUAGUAAAUACUUUAGAAAUAAAAGACAUAAAGAUAAACACAAAACAAGGAAUAUUUGAAAUAACAUCUGUUGGAGAAGUAAUUUUUACAUUUUUAGGAAGAUCAGAAAUCAAAAGAUAUAAAAAUGUAAAAAAAAAAAACAUGAAUAUAGACAUAUCAAAACCAAGAAAGUUAUUAUUUAUAAUUGAAAUAGAUGGAAUAAAUAUCAAAAUAAAAGAUGUGUUAAUGAAUGAAGUUCUAGACUACUAUAAUAUAUUUGAGGAAGAAUUACCAAAAACACACAAUGCAAGGUAUGAAUAUGCAUACAAUGUAGUUGAAACGUUAAAAAAGCAUACACCUAAAGUAUCUUUAACAAAAAAAUGGUUUGGUACAUAUCAUUUAAUGAGCAAUGGAAGCACUCCUGAUUUUAUUGCAAUAUUGAAUAACAAUAUGUUUAUUGAAAAAGUUGAAAUUAAAAAUAAUCAUGUAACAUUUAUUUUAAAAGAUAGAACUAGUAUAACCAUACAUAAUGAUGAUUUGAAUGAAAUAACCACAAACUUUACUAAAAAAACAAUAGAGGAAAAAGAAAAAAGUGUAAAUGAUAGUAAAGGAAGUUAUAAUUUUUUAAAGGAAAUGAAAGGAGAUAAUGAAGAUAUAAAAAUUAUUUUGAUGAAUUUACAAAAAUUGUUAAAAAAGACAGGGGUGUCAAUUGAUAUAAUUAUUCAAAAUUGGUGUAAUACUUUACAUGCCUAUUCACAUUGUCUUAGUUUAUUAACAAAAGGAAAUGCAGAAUAUACAUUGAAACUAAAAAAAGCAUUAGCAGAUAUGACAGAAAAAACAGAAAUCCAUAGAAGGAACAUCUAUUUUUCUAUUUUCCCAAUAAUAAUAGAAGAAUAA